This is a messenger RNA of Manihot esculenta (cassava), 1447 nucleotides long. Its product is annotated as CRAL-TRIO domain-containing protein C23B6.04c. The coding region runs from base 258 to 1145 and encodes 295 amino acids. The transcript is spliced from 6 exons. The record is from RefSeq and is a predicted model, not a curated record. NCBI's taxonomy places the organism in Eukaryota, Viridiplantae, Streptophyta, Magnoliopsida, Malpighiales, Euphorbiaceae. Gene Ontology annotation, molecular function: phosphatidylinositol transfer activity.
UGAGGGUGGACGCGUCCACUAACCCGCUCAGACAAAUCGGUAGAUUCUAUUCCCUGUAUAAACGCCAAACGCCCCCAACACUCUCAAUGUUAACGCCCUCCUGGUCCUCCUCCUUCACAUCCUUCUUCGUCUUCUUCAUGCCACUGUUUUUCUAAGGACAUUCUCUCUCUCUCUCUACCAAUUUUCUAUAGUUUUUAAUUAUUACUCAAAGCUCCCUUCUCUCAGCUUCUUCAGGUUGACUUCCAUUGACAGUCAACAUGUUUCUUUGGAGAAAGCACUCGCAGAAUCAUCACGAGAAUGAUGCUGCACAACAAGAUGCUAAGGUCAGUGAACUCAGGGCAGCUCUUGGACCUUUAUCUGGAAGUAGUUUGAAGUAUUGUACUGAUGCCUGCCUGAGGAGAUAUCUGGAAGCUCGAAACUGGAAUGUUGACAAGGCACAUAAAAUGUUAGAAGAGACACUCAAGUGGAGGGCAUCUUAUAAGCCUGAAGAAAUCCGCUGGCAUGAAAUAUCACAUGAAGGUGAAACAGGUAAAGUCUUCAGAGCAAAUUUUCAUGAUCGAUAUGGGAGGACUGUGCUCAUAAUGAGGCCAGGGAUGCAGAACACAUCAUGUGCAGAAGACAAUAUCCGCCAUUUGGUCUAUCUUAUUGAGAAUAGCAUCCUUAACCUAGCAGAGGGUCAAGAACAAAUGGCUUGGUUAAUAGACUUCACUGGAUUAUCUUUGAGCAACAGUAUCUCAGUUAGAACAGCUCGUGAUAUCAUUAACAUUUUACAGAAUCACUAUCCUGAAAGGCUUGCUAUAGCAUUUCUCUAUAAUCCACCAAGAAUUUUUGAGGCAUUCUAUAAGGCUGUCAAGUACUUCCUAGAUCCAAAAACUUCCCAGAAGGUGAAAUUUGUUUAUCCAAAGGAUAAAGAUAGUGUAGAGCUCAUGGGGUCUUUCUUUGAUAUUGAUAAUCUUCCCGGUGAGUUUGGGGGAAAAGCCACGAUGAAGUACGACCAUGAGGAGUUCUCACAGUUGAUGGCCCAGGAUGAUGUAAAAACAGCCAAGUACUGGGGAUUUGAUGAGAAGCCAACUCACAUUGCUAGUGGCCGUUUGGGGGCUCAGGUGGCUCCGGAGCCAACACCUCUUGCACCACCAGCUAGUUAAUUUACUUGUAUAAAACACAAAAGCAUGACAGUGAAGCCUGGAUUAGAUCAACUUGUAGAGACUUAAUAACUGAGUUUGCUGAGGAACUGAAAAUCAUAAUGAGGUUCAGAUGAAAAGAGAUUAAUCUUAUAAUAAUUAUUGCACGCUGCUAACUAUGAGAUAGAACACGAGGCAGUUUCUGCCGCUUCCUCUUCAAAUUGUCUGAGUAGAAAAAAAAUACAUUUAUGUGCUAUCCUUAUAUCCUCAGCAUCCUUGCCCUGCAAUUUAUACGAACAGAAAAAUAGAUUAACUUGAUUUAUGUA